Molecule: messenger RNA, 527 nt
Organism: Nilaparvata lugens (brown planthopper)
Lineage: Eukaryota; Metazoa; Arthropoda; Insecta; Hemiptera; Delphacidae
Product: histone H2A
Exons: 1
Coding region: 72-446 (124 amino acids)
Cellular component (GO): nucleosome
Molecular function (GO): protein heterodimerization activity; DNA binding; structural constituent of chromatin
Source: RefSeq, a predicted model, not a curated record
CGAUUUGCAACAGAUUUUCAUUCUUAUUCCAUCGUUUCUACAGCACCGAUCAACAAACCACAACCAGCAUCAUGUCAGGCAGAGGCAAAGGCGGAAAAGUGAAGGGAAAGGCAAAGUCUCGCUCAUCCCGUGCCGGACUCCAGUUCCCAGUCGGUCGUAUCCAUCGUCUGCUUCGCAAAGGCAACUACGCCGAGCGUGUUGGUGCUGGUGCUCCCGUCUAUCUGGCCGCUGUCAUGGAGUACCUGGCCGCUGAAGUGUUGGAGUUGGCUGGCAACGCCGCCCGUGACAACAAGAAGACUCGUAUCAUUCCGCGUCACUUGCAACUGGCAAUCAGGAACGACGAGGAGCUGAACAAGCUGUUGUCCGGCGUAACAAUCGCACAGGGUGGUGUCCUGCCCAACAUCCAGGCUGUCCUCUUGCCGAAAAAGACCGAGAAGAAGGCUUAAGUCUGCUUGCCUUGCUACUGCGCGCUCGCGCGCAUUCGACUCUUGGUGUUGAACCACAAAGGCCCUUUUCAGGGCCAGCAA